AUGGAACUCCAAGCCCUGGGCUAUGAAAUGUUGAAAUGGCAUCCGUCCGAAGUUUUUCCCCCAAGUCUGAUUCCGUAUGGACUUCUAGAACCCUCGCCAACCAGAGUUCCUCUUUUCGCCGUAAAAAAUUUUGCUUCGUGGCUUAACCGAAUUGAAGGGUUGUUCGCCAACAAUUGCAUCCCAUCCGAGAGGAAGAUAUUCCUAUCUUCAUUCUACAUGUCAGGCGAGGCUCUCCAAUUUUUGUAUGGAUUGGCAGCAAUCUCACUUUUACACUCCUGGGAGGACUUGCUGGAACGAUUGGAGCUUCGAUUUGGCCAAUUCAUCGGGCAAACCACCGUGGUAUAUGUAUGGGAUGCUUGUGAUUCUGACCCUGAACUAGGUAACUCUUUCUCUGAGGUUGUGAGUCCCGAAAUUGGUUUUGAUGAUGUUCAUUCCAAGUUGGAUGCUGAUUCUGUGAGUUUAGUGGGUAUUAUUGAAGAGCCUGGUGAUGAGAUGUCUCUGAUUGAUGUUGUUAGGGUGGGAAAGAAUUUUGAUAGUGUGAUUUCUGAUGAAUUGCUGCCCCUUGAUGAUCAGAAUAGUGCAUUUUUUGUUACUGGUGGAACUGAAAAAUGUCAUGAGGAUAAAAGGGCAGUUUUUGGUGGAAAUACAGUCAAGUCUAAUUUAAAUCUCAGUUUGUUAUUUGGUGUUGAGGCUGUGUUAGAGUCGUUUGUGAAUUCUUCCACUAAUAUAAAUGUUGGUUGCCCAAUCCGGGUGGAAAUUGGGAAUUCAAAUGCCAAGAUGGCAACAUUUUUUUACUUUGACUCCAUAUUUGCUGAUGGAAGCAAAGACAGAGUGCAGCCUGUUGAUGUUAAGGUGCCUAUUCUGUUUGAAAAACUCAGUUCGGGAAAACCCUGGGUUAAAGGGGCAACUGGUUUUAGAGGGGGCACUGAAUGUUGUUUGGAUGUAAUUGUUGAUAGUAUUGCUGUUAAUUUUAUCACUGGCAUUCGGUUGAACUUGUUGGAUGAGAAUCCUGUUGAAGCUGGUAGAGUGUCUCGUCUGCCUGUGAAUCAGCUGUGGUUUAAAGUUUGGGUUGAGAUGGUAACUGGUUUUAGGGGAGGAACCAUGUUGUUGGAAAUAGAGAAAUGGAUUCAGACGUCUACAUGUUUCAAUGGUGGUAUCCUGACUUUUGAAAGUCAUAGGAAGCAUAUUACAUCAAUGGAAAAAUCAAAUUUCAUUUGGAAGAUUGAUUAG
This is a messenger RNA of Oldenlandia corymbosa var. corymbosa, 1230 nucleotides long. Lineage: Eukaryota; Viridiplantae; Streptophyta; Magnoliopsida; Gentianales; Rubiaceae. The record is from the annotation of a GenBank genome assembly.